Messenger RNA from Bombyx mandarina (wild silkworm), 1954 nucleotides. It is a transcript of the gene mRNA-cap, whose product is annotated as RNA guanylyltransferase and 5'-phosphatase mRNA capping enzyme. Gene Ontology annotation, molecular function: mRNA guanylyltransferase activity; mRNA 5'-triphosphate monophosphatase activity; ATP binding. Gene Ontology annotation, biological process: protein dephosphorylation; 7-methylguanosine mRNA capping. Lineage: Eukaryota; Metazoa; Arthropoda; Insecta; Lepidoptera; Bombycidae. The record is from RefSeq and is a predicted model, not a curated record.
UGAAUCGUAUUAUUUAACUGGGCUUGUAGCUCUGCUGAAAAUGUCGAAAAGUGAUCCAGGUCCACUGCCCAGUAGGUGGUUGAAUUGCCCGAGAAAGUGUACAUCUUUAAUAGCCCAAUCGUUUUUAGCCUUUAAAACACCAUUGGGCACAAAAUUCAAUGAAAAAGUGCCCGAAAAGUGUCGUUUUACGCCUAAAAUGAUUUUCGACUUCUCUAAAAGUAUUAAGAAAAAAAUAGGUUUAUGGAUUGAUCUCACAAAUACAAGCAGAUUUUACGAUAAAGGGGAGAUAGAGGAAAUGGACUGUAAAUAUAUGAAAAUACAAUGCAAAGGUCACGGAGAGGCACCGAGUGAAGACCAAAUAAGGGUCUUCAUACACACUGUCAAGAACUUUAUGAAGAAAAAACCUCUUGAGCUCAUAGCUGUUCACUGCACACAUGGAUUUAACAGAACAGGAUUCUUGAUUGUGUCUUUCAUGGUUCAAGAAAUGGACUGUAGUAUUGAAGCUGCUUUAAAAGAGUUUAAUACAAAAAGACCUCCAGGAAUAUACAAGCAAGAUUACCUCACUGAAUUGUUCAAACUAUAUGGAGAUGUUGAAGAUACUCCAAUGGCUCCUGCAAGACCUGACUGGUGCAAUGAAAUAGAAGAAGAAGAAUCUGAUGAUGACAACCCGAGUGCUACACAGGAUACAUCAGAAUGUAGCGACAGGAAACAGAAGAAAGGUAAACACAAUAACAUGAUAAAGAAGGACUUUAUGCCCGGCGUUAAGAAUGUUGUUCCAUUUGAGAUUCAACCUCGAGUGAGUGAGAUACAAAAGAAAGCACAGAAGUUCUGCCACUGGAAGAGCAAAGGCUUCCCCGGCUCGCAGCCCGUGUCGAUGAACAUGAACAACCUGUCGCUACUCAAGAAGCCAUACAGGGUCUCGUGGAAAGCAGACGGCUUCAGAUAUAUGAUGUUAAUAGACGGCGAAGACGAAGUGUACUUUUUGGACAGAGACAACUACGUAUUCAAAGUUCACGGUCUCAAGUUUCUACAUAAAUCCGAUCUGACGCAUCACCUCAAGGACACUCUGCUCGAUGGUGAGAUGGUCAUAGACAAGCAGAACGGCAUUGAAACGCCGAGGUACUUGUGUUAUGACAUCAUCGCCUUCGAGAACGAAGACAUCGGAAAAGCUGAAUUCUACCCGACAAGACUGAACUACAUAAGUGAAGAAAUCAUCAAUCCCAGAAUACGGGCAAUGACCAAAGGCUUAAUAAGGAGAGAGAAGGAGCCAUUCGGUGUGAGACGAAAAGAGUUUUGGGACAUCACGAUGUCGAGGCAACUACUCGGCGAGAAGUUCGCCAGGCAACUCCUCCACGAACCAGACGGGCUCAUAUUUCAGCCCUCUCUUGAGCCGUACAUCGCUGGCACCUGCGACAAAGUGCUGAAAUGGAAACCCGGUCACAUGAACAGUUUAGAUUUUCUGCUCAAAAUAGACACUGAAAGCGGAGUGGGUAUCGUUAGGAAAAAAAUUGGACUAUUGUACGUUGGACAGUGCUCGAACCCAUGGGACACAAUAAAGCUGACGAAAGAAUUAAAAAAUUAUGACAACAAGAUAAUCGAAUGUAAGUUCGAGAACAAUCAGUGGGUGUUCAUGCGAGAGCGGACGGACAAGUCCUUCCCCAACAGCCAGAACACGGCCAUGGCCGUUUGGGAAUCGAUCAAGAAUCCCGUCACUAAAGAGAUUCUACUGCAUUACAUCGACAAAAAGAGAUUCAUUAAUGACGGAUCCGAAUCCGGUGCGCCGCCCACCAAAAUGGCUCGCACCAUGUCGGAUCAGUAGAAGCGCCGAUCGCAUUAACGAACACCAACUAUAGUAGAGUUAUUUUGUCCGUGCAGUUUGGGUCAUAAAAAAUCGGAGCGGUGAAGCGAGUAUUUCGCUCUCUCUUCCACUCACGAGCCUUAUGGACGGGCAUAG